AUGCCAAAUAGUGCGAUUUGGAGAACACUUCGAUUUGUUUUUAGUGUGAAAAUUGUGCUUAUUUUUCUGGAGCACAUCCUUAAACUGUCCGCUCAUUUGAAGAGAGUGUUGACUGCGCAGACCCUGAAGCGAUCCUUAGCAGCUGGAUCUCUUAUUUACCUAUAUCUCUGUGCUCUUUUCUUAUUCCACAGCAACAGAAUUUCUGUGCUACACCGAAAUGAUCAAUUGAAAAUUUCAUCAAAAAGUGUUCUUACUACAAAUCAAGGAGACUUACAUGGUAGGUCAGAUUUUGUUUUGAACGAUAAGAAAUCAGUGCGCACACAACUUAGUUACUUGCAACCAAAUUUUUCAAUAGAACUUGAUCCUGUGAACCUUUGGAUCGAAACUAGGAGUAAACUGUGCAAUGGUAAUUUCAUCGGUUACAGAAACUUGUUCGCCCACUUGAAGCACGUGCAACUAAAUCCCCGACGUUCAUUUGGAAAAAAGGGCGGGGAAACUUUAGAAAAGGUCAUAGGUCAACCAGAAAAGUACGAGUAUCUGAGCCUAGAGAAAGGUUAUUUCAAAUUAAGUUGUCAAGGCCGACGAAUUGUGUAUGAUUUUUAUAAAAAAGAUCACUUGAAGCUCUGGCUCUCGGCUGUCAAAGCGACCACGGACAACGACAUCGUACGUCCAAAGAAUAAUAAUUUCACAAUUGCAGUAACUCGGUACGAAUAUGCAAAUUUGUAUCAUGUUAUGACAGACUGGUUCAAUGCAUUUCUGAUGCUUUUGAUUUUUAAAAAGGAGCCUGAAUCAACUUCGAUUCUUUUGAUUGAUAGCCAUCCUGUUGGUGGUUUGGAUAGUGUUUGGACUACGCUUUUUGGUCACGUGACCCGGGCAGGUCACAUGACAGAAAUCACUACAUAUAAAGAUAUGGUAUGGAGCAUAACUGGAUAUAAUAGUCUGUUAAAUCAACAUUCUUUGCCCCACGUACCAUAUCUAGAAGAAUUCCGAGAAUUUUUCCUUAGUGGAUACGGUAUUAAAGACAGCAGAAAAUUAAACUGUCAAAAAUUGUCUAUUUUAUUCAUAUGGCGGAAAGAUUAUGUUUCUCACCCAAGAAAUCCUAAGGGAAUGAUCAAGCGAAAGAUAAGGAAUGAAAUGGAGUUACAAAGAGCCGUUCAACAAGUUUUCCCGUACUACAAUGUCACAGGUGUGCAGAUCGAUUCACUUCCUAUGUCGGAGCAACUUCAUCUGAUCGCCAACACUGACAUACUGGUGGGGAUGCACGGGGCGGGGCUGUCCUUCACCCUCCUUCUCCCCAGACAUGCGUCACUCAUAGAACUCUUCCCCCGAUACCUCUCUACUAAGAACAACCAUUUUAGAGCUAUGGCAAAGUGGAGAAAUCUUCAUUAUCUAAGAUGGCAAAACAGGAACCCACAAAACGAGUUUCCAAAUUUUUACACUUAUAUACCAAUUGAUGUAGUAGUGGAUAAAGUCAACCAGACUGUAAAUUAUAAAUGUGAAAACUGGAUGCGGUCUUGA
This is a messenger RNA of Saccostrea cuccullata (small rock oyster), 1518 nucleotides long. RefSeq lists its product as uncharacterized. The record is from RefSeq and is a predicted model, not a curated record. Gene Ontology annotation, molecular function: glycosyltransferase activity. The coding region runs from base 1 to 1518 and encodes 505 amino acids. Lineage: Eukaryota; Metazoa; Mollusca; Bivalvia; Ostreida; Ostreidae. The transcript has a single exon.